Staurois parvus is the source of this 307-nucleotide messenger RNA. The record is from the annotation of a GenBank genome assembly. NCBI's taxonomy places the organism in Eukaryota, Metazoa, Chordata, Amphibia, Anura, Ranidae.
UUUAUUUAACCGCUUCCCGACCACCCUAUAGCAGACAUACUGCUACAGGGCAGCAUGGUAAAGCACACACAGGCAAAAUAGUAAAACACACACAGCACACAGUAAAACACACACAUCACAUAGUUAACUCUUUGAUCGCCCCCAGAUGUUAACCCCUUCCUGCCCAGUGUCAUUAGUACAGUGUCAGUGCUUUUUAUUAGCACCGAUCACUGUAUUAGUGUCAGUCGGGAUGUCAGUGGCAGUUAGUAAGUUCCCCCGCAGUGUCAGAAUGCCCGCUGCAGUCCCGCGGUUCUGCUAUAAGUCACUG